Molecule: messenger RNA, 2283 nt
Organism: Arabidopsis arenosa
Lineage: Eukaryota; Viridiplantae; Streptophyta; Magnoliopsida; Brassicales; Brassicaceae
Source: the annotation of a GenBank genome assembly
GUGUAUCUAUCUUCUCCUUCCAGCUUUAGGAUGAUGAGAAUUCUUCUACAACACGCAACGCGUCACAGGGUUCGCUCCUUCGGAACCCUAUCAUCCCCCACAACGGCGAGCCAAACAUUGCAGCAUCGUAUCACCGAUGCUCUCCAUCGGAAUGCACAAAUCAUUCCAGUGCUAGAACAGUGGCGACAACAGGGUAAUCAAGUGAACCCUUCGCACGUGAGAGUCAUCAUCAAAAAGCUUCGUGAUUCCGACCAAUCUCUCCAAGCCCUUCAGGUAUCAGAGUGGAUGAGUAAAGAAAAGAUCUGCAAUCUAAUCCCAGAAGAUUUUGCAGCUCGGCUUCAUUUGAUAGAGAAUGUUGUAGGUUUAGAAGAAGCAGAGAAGUUCUUCGAAAGUAUUCCAAAGAACGCAAGAGACGAUUCUGUUUACACCACUCUCUUAAACUCGUACGCAAGAUCAGACAAAACUCUGUGUAAAGCCGAAGCCACGUUCCAGAAAAUGAGGGAGUUAGGUCUCCUCUCGAGACCUUCUCCUUACAACGCAAUGAUGUCUCUCUACAGUGCACUAAAAGAUCGAGAAAAAGUGGAAGAGCUUUUGCGUGAGAUGAAAGAUAACGACGUGGAGGCCGAUAGUAUCACAGUAAACAACGUGUUGAAGCUAUACUCGGCUCUGUGUGACGUGACCGCGAUGGAGAAGUUUUUGAAUAAGUGGGAAGGGAUUCAUGGGAUCAAACUUGAGUGGCUUACGACUCUUGACAUGGCAAAGGCUUACCUGCGAACCCGUUCAAGUGGAAAUGCUAUCAAAAUGCUGCGUUUAACAGAGGAAUUGGUGGAUCGUAAGUCGCUAAAAUCAGCUUACGACCAUCUCAUGAAGCUGUAUGGUGAAGCUGGAAAGAGAGAAGAGGUUUUACGUAUAUGGAACCUUUACAAGACGAACAUAGGACAACGUGAUAACAAUGGUUACCGAACUGUGAUCCGUUCGCUUUUGAAGGUAGACGAUAUUUUUGGGGCAGAAGAGAUAUACAAAGUGUGGGAAUCGUUGUCGCUUGAGUUUGAUAUCCGAAUCCCGACUAUGUUGGCCUCUGGUUAUCGAGAGAGAGGAAUGAUAGAGAAGGCUGAGAAACUCAUAAACAGUAAAACCAUUAAGGACAGAAAAAUGAAUAAGCCCGUCACUCCGCUUUUGGAGCAAUGGGGAGAUCAAAUGAAACCGUCUGAUCUUAAAUGCCUUAUCAAGAAUCUCCGUGAUUCCAAUCAGUUUUCCAAAGCACUUCAGGUUUCCGAAUGGAUGGGUGAAAAACGGGUUUGUAAUCUUUAUUCGGAAGAUUAUGCAGCUAGGCUUUACCUGACUGAGAAUGUGUUGGGUUUGGAAAAAGCAGAGAAGUACUUUGAAAACAUCCCUGAGAACAUGAAGGAUUAUUCCGUCUACGUAGCUCUCUUAAGCUCUUACGCGAAAUCUGAUAAAAAUUUGGGUAAAGCCAUGGCCACUUUCAAGAAGAUGAGAGAGCUAGGGUUCCUCUUGAAACCUUUACCAUUCAACUUGAUUCUCUCUUUUAACGGUCAAGAAAAUAUGGUGAAAGAGAUUCUUCAUGAGAUGGAGGAGAACAACGUGGAUCCUGAUAGUAUCACGGUGAACUAUGUUUUAAAGGUAUACGCGGCUGAAUCAAAGGUGGAAGCAAUGGAAAUGUUUAUGAGACAUUGGGGUAGAGAAGAUGGAAUCAAACUAGAAAGAGGCACAAUGGUUGCAAUGGCAAAGACUUACGCUAAAACCGGUUCAACAAAAAAAGCGGUAGAGAUGUAUGGUGAUGUGGCAGGUUGUAAAAGAGAGGUGCACAAUCUUUGGGAAGAAUGUAAGAAUAAGAAGGAAGAAAAAGUGGGGGAUGGUAAGGAAUGUUUAAAUGUGGUUAGCACUUUGUUGAAGCUGGACGAUGAUGGAUAUCGAACUGUGAUUAGCUCUUUGUUGAAGCUGGAUGAUGUACAAGGAGCAGAGAAGGUAUAUGGAGAGUGGAAACCGAAGGGACGGAAGCUGGAUUUGAGCAUACCGGGUUUGCUGAUUUCUCGGUUUUGUAGAGAAGGGAAUGCAUUGAAGGUUGGGGAAAUGUUAAAGUCGAUUGGAAAGAAGAGGAAUGGGAUGCAUUUAAGGAUGUUGAAGGAAUUUGUAGUCAGCGUCUUGAUAUGUGUUGCCGUUGUUGUGGGCGUCUUAUUUUUACUGCUCCUAUACUGUUGGGUCCACCCAUACAGAUAUUACCGCUACUACUAACCCUUGUUCUAAUAAACGCUAGGCGCUAGU